AUGAAUAAUUUGAAAGAAUUCUAUUUGAAAGUUAAAUAUAGAAAUGAACGAAUUGCUCAAAUUAAAUCAGAAAUAGCACGAUUAGAAGAAUCCACAAGAAAUCAAUCAUCCGAUGAGGAUAUAUUAGAUAUAAAUAAUAAAUUGGAACAACUUUCGCUUAAAUUACGUGAUUUAAAUGAUAAUCUCGAUAAUAAUUCGUAUAAACAAGAUGAUCUCAACAGAGAAAUAUCACCUAUUCAAGGGCACAUUAGAAGUUUGCACAAUAAAUUAGAACGAAUUAAUGAUUUGAAAUUGCGUCGAGCUGAAAGAAUUCGAAGUGACCGUGCAACAACUGAGGCUAUUGAAUGGUUGAAGAAUAAUCGUUCUUCAUUCAAAAAACAUGUUUAUUUUCCAAUUUGUAUGGAAAUCGAUGUUAAAGAUACAAGAUAUGCUGAUGCUAUUGAAAAUGCAAUUGGAUAUAAUUUGAGUACAUUUGUGUGUGAAGAUAAUGAAGAUUAUCGCACUAUGACCAAUGAGUUGUGUGAUAAAAGAGGAUUAAGAGUUAAUAUUGUAUGCUUUUCUCACACAAACGUCAACGAUUUUCAAUCGCCGUUAAGUGGCGAAGAGGUAGUGGUGGGUGUGAAGGAGGAUGAUUGUGGUGACGGUGGUGUAAAUAUUGAUGAUAAGCGAGUGUUGAGUGACUUUCUAUUUGAUUUGGAUUUAGAUCUUUUAUGA
Entrophospora sp. SA101 is the source of this 714-nucleotide messenger RNA. The record is from the annotation of a GenBank genome assembly. NCBI's taxonomy places the organism in Eukaryota, Fungi, Glomeromycota, Glomeromycetes, Entrophosporales, Entrophosporaceae.